This is a messenger RNA of Trichomycterus rosablanca, 1160 nucleotides long. RefSeq lists its product as uncharacterized. The record is from RefSeq and is a predicted model, not a curated record. The transcript has 8 exons. Gene Ontology annotation, molecular function: microtubule motor activity; ATP binding; microtubule binding. Lineage: Eukaryota; Metazoa; Chordata; Actinopteri; Siluriformes; Trichomycteridae. Gene Ontology annotation, biological process: microtubule-based movement. The coding region runs from base 1 to 1095 and encodes 364 amino acids.
AUGGCGGAGGACAUGAAAGGUAAGAUCCGGGUGUUCUGUCGUAUCAGACCUCAGACGCGUACCGAGCUGGCGAAGGGCUGCAGCUCCAUCGUGUCAUGUUUGGAUGAAUAUUCGGUCAUCUUGGAGACUCCACGAGGGCCCCGAGAGUUCCAGUUUGACAGGAUCUUCACCGAGGACACACAGGAGGACGUGUUUCAGGAGUCCAGCAGGCUCAUCCAGUCGGCGGUCGACGGCUUCAACGUCUGCAUUUUUGCGUACGGACAGACCGGCUCUGGGAAAACCUUCACCAUGGUUGGCGACAGGGAGCAGAAGAACCCCGGAAUCAUCCCCAGGACUUUCACCAGGGUGUUCGAAAUCAUCCAGGAGAACGACACCAAGUUCGAGUUCAAGGUCUCGGCCUCCAUGUUGGAGCUGUAUAACGACCGCCUGCAGGACCUCUUCGUGAGCCCGGCGGACGCGCUGUCCAAACGGAUAGAGAUCAAGAAGGAUAAGAAGGGGCUGGUGUUUGCCCACGGAGCCGAGACGAAACAGGCGGCGAGUGCGGGCGACCUUUUCGCCCUCUUCGAACUGGGUUCAGCCAACCGACAUAUCGCAGCAACCAAGAUGAACGUAGAGAGCUCUCGAUCCCACCUGAUCAUCAGCAUCAUGCUGGAGAGUCGAAACCUGGCCAACGGCAGCCUCACGUUCGGCAAGCUCAACCUGGUCGACCUGGCGGGGAGCGAGAGGGCGGCAAAGACGGGAGCCAGAGACGACCAACUCAAGGAGGCCAAUUCCAUCAACAAGUCUCUGAGCGCGCUGGGUGACGUGAUCUCGGCUCUGGCGAUGGAGCAACCUCACGUUCCCUACCGGAACAACAAGCUGACCCAGCUCAUGCAGGACUCACUAGGGGGCAACGCCAAAACCCUCAUGUUCCUCAACAUCUCCCCGUCUGACUGCAACCUGGACGAGACUCUGACCUCACUCAUAUACGCCUCUCGAGUGAAGGCCAUCACCAACCACGCUCAGAGGAACAUGGAGAGCAAAGAGAUCGCUCAGCUCAAAGAGGUGAUUCUGCGACUGAAGUCAGGACAGUCUGUGGAGGAGGAGGACGUCUGAAUUCAACUCAUUUGCUGUGUUCUAUAAGGCUGAAAGUAUGUGGACAUCCUUGCCGGUUAUUGAGC